Messenger RNA from Zonotrichia albicollis (white-throated sparrow), 1662 nucleotides. It is a transcript of the gene IGF2BP2, whose product is annotated as insulin like growth factor 2 mRNA binding protein 2. Gene Ontology annotation, molecular function: RNA binding. Lineage: Eukaryota; Metazoa; Chordata; Aves; Passeriformes; Passerellidae. The record is from RefSeq and is a predicted model, not a curated record.
CCAGUGGUGACCAGGGCACAGCGAGGAGAAAUGGCUCUCCCUGGGACUGAGCUGCCUUGGCUCGCUGUGGGGAGGAGCAGGAAGAUCCAGAUCCGAAACAUCCCUCCCCACCUACAGUGGGAGGUGCUGGAUGGCCUCUUAGCUCAGUAUGGCACAGUGGAGAAUGUAGAGCAAGUGAACACAGACACAGAAACUGCCGUUGUCAACGUGACCUACGCCACCAAGGAGGAGGCCAAAGUAGCAAUAGAGAAGCUGAGCGACCAGCAGUUAGAGAACUGUUCCUUCAAGAUUUCCUACAUCCCGGAUGAAGAGGUGAGCUCCCCUCCGCCCCCCCAGCGAUCCCGCCGCGGGGGCCACUCCUCCAGGGAGCGGGGCUCCUCCCCAGGGGGCUCCUCACAGCCCAAACAGCUCGAGUUCCCACUGAGGAUGCUGGUGCCCACGCAGUUUGUUGGUGCGAUCAUAGGAAAGGAGGGCUUGACCAUAAAGAACCUUACUAAGCAAACCCAGUCCAAGGUUGACAUCCAUCGGAAGGAGAACGCCGGCGCUGCUGAGAAGCCCAUCACCAUCCACGCCACGCCAGAGGGGUGCUCGGAAGCGUGCCGCAUGAUCCUGGACAUCAUGCAGAAGGAGGCUGAUGAAACGAAAUCAGCAGAAGAGAUUCCCUUGAAAAUCCUGGCACACAACAGCCUGGUGGGGAGGUUGAUUGGCAAGGAGGGCCGCAACCUCAAGAAGAUUGAGCAAGACACGGGCACCAAGAUCACCAUCUCCCCCUUGCAGGACCUGACCAUCUACAACCCCGAGCGCACCAUCACGGUGAAGGGCAGCACGGAGGCCUGCUCCAACGCCGAGGUGGAGAUCAUGAAGAAGCUGCGCGAGGCCUACGAGAGCGACGUGGUGGCCGUCAACCAACAGGCCAACCUGAUCCCAGGGCUGAACCUCAGUGCUUUGGGCAUCUUCUCCACAGGGCUGUCCAUGCUGCCCUCCACCCCUGGGGCCCGGGGGGCUGCAGCUGCCACCCCCUACCACCCCUUUGCACAGCAGAGCGGGCGGAGGAGGACGGGCUCCUCGGCCUAUCUGUCCAGUCUGUACGGAGCCCCCCCAGCUGGAGCCUUCCCCCAUCAGCAUCCUGUGCCGGAGCAGGAGGUUGUGAACUUGUUCAUCCCAACACAGGCCGUGGGGGCCAUCAUUGGGAAGAAGGGGCAACACAUCAAGCAGCUGGCACGGUUUGCUGGCGCCUCCAUCAAGAUUGCCCCAGCAGAAGGUCCAGAUGCCAGCGAGCGCAUGGUGAUCAUCACGGGGCCACCUGAGGCUCAGUUCAAGGCCCAGGGCCGAAUAUUUGGGAAGCUGAAGGAGGAGAAUUUCUUUAACCCGAAAGAAGAAGUGAAGCUCGAAGCACACAUCAAGGUGCCUUCCUUCGCCGCCGGCCGUGUCAUUGGCAAAGGUGGCAAGACGGUGAAUGAACUGCAGAACUUAACGAGCGCAGAAGUCAUCGUGCCGCGAGACCAAACCCCGGACGAGAACGAGGAGGUCGUUGUCAAAAUCAUUGGGCAUUUCUUUGCCAGUCAGACUGCCCAGCGCAAGAUCAGGGAAAUCGUGCAGCAGGUGAAGCAGCAGGAGCACAAACACGCUCAGGGAGCCGCGGCCUCGCAGCACAGCAAGUGA